AUGUUUCCGCUAGCCGGCAUCGGGCUCAACAUCUACGUGCUGAUCAAGCUCAGGAAGAUAGCAAAGUAAGUGGCUAUAUUAGAAUAGACACUCAAAUGCCUAUGUUAAUAUUGGUUUCAUAACAGGAACGUGCUUAGGGAAGCCAAAAGGUUGUUUGUCACUAGGAACGAUGACGUUCGUGUUCAUCAUAUCCCAAAAACAAUGGCAUUCACGUUCGAUUUGCUUUGCAUGUCCUCAGUUUCUUGUGAUAAUGAUAACCUAAUUACAGUAUGAAUUCGUUCCGGUUCGAGACCUCUUCAGCCCUUCCAUUGUGUGCCAUGUCCAUUUGUGACUCGAUCUGUUUGUUGGCCUUGUUUUCCCAGGCCAUGUUCCAUGUCGGAAUCCGAGCGUUGGCCCGGGAGCACUCCAGCCUCGGUGCUUCUCUAUUUUGCAAAGUAGGCUAAACCCCCCCCCCUAAUUAUGCAUGACAAGUUAAGAGUUACCUAAGCCUCGAUAAACAAAAAUGAAUUCACAUUGACGUAGGUAACGUCCAGAUUACCAAUCUUUACAAGUAAAAGACUAUAGUAAACAAAGUGACACCUCUUCAGACAAAUUCUAUCAACUUUCAGGUUGAUAUGUACCUUCUACACACAACCUCAGCCUUCUCAGUAUGGUGCUGGUUAAUAUUGUCAAUUCUACGGUACACGGCAGUGUUUCAUCCAUUUAGGUAUCGAACGAUUUGGCGACAACCUAGAGAUGCCUUGACUAUUUGUGCCAUUGUCAUCGCAUUAUACGAAACAUGGAUAUUGUACACAGUACAGUACCAAGACAAAACACAGAGUUGCAGCGAGGAUAAACAAACAAGUGCCACUCAAGUAUGUGUCCUUUAUACUCAUCAAGCAUUAAUGGAUCUUAGGCUUGUCAAAUAUGUAUAUCAUUAUGCGCUUUCCCAUCAUUCGUUUUAAAAAGUACUUUUGUUUUAAAACAGUACUUAAUAGUACGAUAGUUCCCGAAUAGUAUGUAAAUAUCAAUCCAACAUAGUUUCACUUUAGACAGCACACAUGAUGGACAUCUUCCUGUCGUAUGUCAUCCCGGCGUUUAUUCGGAUCGUGUUUGAUGGGACUGUUCUCUGUCACUGCUACCGCCCCAACAUGAUAGAAGUCCCGGUGCUACAGCGUCGCUACGGUAUCUCGGCUCCUUCUGGAGUGCCUCCAGUCACAGACCCCAACCAGCCUCUCAACAUGAGUCUGGCGUUGACGUUGUCCAAACAAAACUCGUACAAGAACCAGUCACAACCCCUCCAGAAGAAGGCGUCCAUGAUCAAACGAUCGCUUAUCAUAUCAGUAGUCAACUUGUGCUGUAACCUCCCCUCACACAUCCUACGAGCCAUUCUUACGGUGGACGAUACUCAGAAAACAAUCCCCGACAGAUGGAUGAUGUUGUUUGAAGGUAUGUUUAUAGGCAUAUUCGUCAUAAAUUAUUCUUUCGUACAUAUUGUAGUAGGUGGUUCGACAUCCCAAAUCUUAUAUUUUUAGAUGUAUCUAAUAUGAUUUAAAACAUACUACAUAAACAAAGCUGUUUUUUCAAUUCAUGAAAAGAUCUUUAGUACCAAUUGCGUUUCCUAUAGUUGUUACCUAAUUUGGUCCCUAACGCACGUCAUUUAGGUGUCAGUCAACUGCUGUACUUUGGCCAAUUCACGUGUAACGCCUUCUAUCUAAGCACAACUAUAUACGAAACGUCCACAGUACCAACACGCCCGUGUCAUAUGCUAACCAAACAACAAUCGAACUCGUCCACAAUUACCACCACCAAUAUUCACAGACACAAUUAUUUCGCGGAGUAUGUCUAAUUAGAACAACACUUUUCAUAACGGGUAAAAAUAAAUAACAUACAGAUGUCUAAAUUAGGCUUGUUUUUCUUCAAAACUAAUAGGAAAACCGGAAACGGUUUAUAAUUUGCGCAGUCUACAGCAAUAUGCAGCAAGUGGGGUUCCAUCACACGUUCAAUCCACUUUUAACAAAAAGGGAACUCAGAAUGGCGGGUCGACCUGCGCCCAAAUUAUGAAAUCUGCGCGUUUUUUACGUUACAAUAUUAUACGUAAGCAGUGUAACUUAAAAACUACAAUAGUAAUUAACUAUUCUUUUACACAAUUUAAAGAAGACGCUAUCAAGACCUCUGAUAAAAAAAAUAAGCCAAAUUUAUAAAAAACUUCGCAAGUUCUCACUGAAAAACCAAAAAUUUGCACUGAAAUUACGGUAAAACUACUGUAACUCGGUUUAAAAGGAAGAUAUCCAAAAUCGUUCUACAUGAAUUGAAGGUAAUGUAAUUGUGUGUAACCUAUGAAAAAAUUAAGAUCAUACGACAUUUGGUUCAAAAGUUCUCACUGAAACACCAAAAAAAUUGCACUGAAAUUACGGUAAAACUACUGUAUCUCGGUUUAAAAGAAAGAUAUCCAAAUUCGUUCUAUACAAAUUAAAGAUAAUGUGUUUUUACGUAAAUUGUGAUAAUAUGAUGAUCGUACGGCAUUUGGUUCGCAAGUUCUCAUUGAAAAACUAAAAAUUUGCAAUUCAAGUAGAACUAAAUUUUUUUAAUUGUGCAAUGUAAUGAAAAGGAGUCAAUUAUAAUCAAGUUAACUACUGCUUAAGGCUUAAAUUUUAAUUUUUUUUUAAAUUGUCAAAAUAUGCGAAAUAAAUGUCGAUUAAAAGGUGGGGUUAGACUUGAGUAGGGCUGAAAAGGUCAGUCGUAGGGUAGAGUUGAAAAGAGCGGGCUUAAAUCUUUUGCUUUCAUUUACUUUGUGCUAGUUUGCUCAAAAACGAAAUAGACUACUCAAAUAAGACGAAAAAACAUAAAACUAAAAAUUCUACGUAUUUAUUGACCAAACUAGCAAUAAUAAAACGUUUUUUGUGACUAAAAGGCAGAAACUAUUUGCAAAAGCAAGCGCUACAAAUCACUUUCUGUUAGGUCCUGACACGAAAACAAACAAGCGCAAAUAGUUGAUUGGCAUAGUGAGUCGCCGCUGCUCUGAGUUUCAAACGGACCGAACACGGCAUCACGAAUGAUUGCCAUGCUAAAUUUGCUUGGCAUUCCGUUCUUUAUUUUAUUUUCCAGAAAUAGUUUGUAGUUUUUACGAAAUUAACGUAAAGAUGCUAAAGUCCUUGCUUCCUUUACGGCGUGUAUUAUCUAAACAAGUAGUCCCAGUCAAUUUUUUUGCUACAGCAACACAACAGAACAUUAUACAGCCUUCUGCAGUGUGUACAAGGCCUAGAACUAAGAUUACGACCUUACAAUCUGGGUUUAGAGUUGCUAGUCAAAGGACACCUAAUGAUACUGCUACUGUAAGUUAUUUUAAGUUAUAUUGUUAUGAUUUUAGGUGGGAGUAUUCAUUGAUGCUGGUUCUCGGUUUGAAAACGCUGAAAACAAUGGAGUGGCUCACUUUUUGGAGCACUUGGCUUUUAAAGGAACUGCCAAACGAUCACAAACAAACCUAGAAUUAGAGGUAGAGACGUACGGCGCACAUCUGAAUGCUUACACGUCUAGAGAACAUACUGUAUAUUAUGCCAAAUGUUUUGUUCAGGAUUUAGAACGAGGUAAGAAGAUGGUGACAGAGUUUGGUUAUGUUGAUAUUAUUAUAAAGUACGUGUGUUUUUUCAUAAAAAUAUGUUUAUACUAUUAUAAGAAAGUAAUAAGUUAUGUUUUGCAGCAGUUGAGUUGUUGUCGGACAUAUUGUUGCACAGUGUAUAUAGUAAAUAUCACGUAGAGAACGAAAAGCAGGUUAUCAUCAGAGAAUCGGAAGAGAUUGAUCAAAUCAUGCAAGAAGUUGUGUUUGACAGGCUCCAUCUUGGGGCAUUUGACGGCUGUUCUAUGGCCAGACCUAUCCUUGGAUCUAUUGAGAACAUCAAGUAGGUAUUCAGUGUUAUGUAACUAUCUGUUAAAACAUUUAAGUAUAACAUGUUGAUUUUGUCAAUUUAAAUAAGUUGCAAAUUAUAUUUUGAAAUAGAAAUUUAAUAUUUACAGAAAAAUGACACGAGAAGAUCUAGUCAAUUAUGUCAACACGUACUACAAGGGUCCAAAGAUGGUACUGGCUGCGGCCGGUGGUGUUGACCAUGAUAAUUUGGUUGAUUUGGCAAGCAAAUACUUUGGAGGAGUUCAAAAAGGGGAUGAGAACGUUUUGAACUACGAAAAAGCCGUCUUUAAAGAAUCUUAUGUAAGUUGAUUAUGCCUUGUUUAAUUGAAAGUGAAGUGAUAGUAUUUAAUUGUGGAAUUUUAGGAAAUUUAUGAAAAAAAGGACAUGGAGCUGUGUUACGGUGUUUUGGCAGUGGAAGGCGUUUCCUGGACACAUCCUUUGGGUUUGGCGUUUCAAGUCGUCAAUGGGGUUAGUUUUGUUUACCUUAUUUAUAUUGUUCAUUGCGAAUUUAGGCGAUAUUUUUUUUGAAUUUUAAUUUUUAAAUUGAUUGAACUUUUACUAAAAGCCACUUUAGCUAACAGGCAGUUUCGACCGAACCCGUGGCUCUGGCUUGACCAUGCCCACCCCAUUGGCUAUCAGAAUGGAGAAGGAGAAGACCGUAGAAAGUUUCUUAUCAUUCAUAACCAACUACAAAGACACGGGACUCACCGGAAUCUAUUUUUCGACCGACCCUGGAGGCCUCAGGCCCAUGAUAAAAGCUAUUUGUGAAGAAUGGAACUAUUUUCUGAGUAAUAUCGACGAAGCUUCUGUCAACUACGCCAAGAAUAUGCUCUACAACAAUAUGAUUGUCGUCUUGGAUGGCACAACACCCAUUUGUGAGGACAUUGGUCGACAAUUGUUGUCUUAUGACCGACAGAUCAGCAUACCCGAGUUGAAGGCUAGAAUUGAUGUAAGUUAAUCUAGGUAACAAUUUGAAAGGGUUAUUGUUGUAUAUAACUGUUAUAGAGCAUUGGUAACUGUAUUCUUAUAUAUGGAUACAGUGUAGUUGUUCUAAAGGAUGAUUACUGUAUAUUUAGGCACUGAUUACUGUACUUUCAGGCCAUCGACGUUCACACAAUUCGAAAGCUGAUGACAGAUUUUUAUUUCAAUCGAUCGGUCGCCCUCAACGUGAUAGGCCCAACCGCCGGCUGUCCCUCGUUGAAGGAGAUCAAACAAUGGUUGUCUGUUUGA
Bursaphelenchus okinawaensis is the source of this 5113-nucleotide messenger RNA. The record is from the annotation of a GenBank genome assembly. NCBI's taxonomy places the organism in Eukaryota, Metazoa, Nematoda, Chromadorea, Rhabditida, Aphelenchoididae.